AUGUAUAAAAACCAUGAGAUCUUUCUGCCCCUCUCCUACCUAAACACAACCGACUUCAUCGCCUACGACCCUAAAUUCUUCGAACUUAUCGGUCCCAACGCCACCGUCGAGCACGUCCAAAACCUCGCCUACCAGUCCCACAAAGCACCCUGCUACAUCAAAGAAACCAACGAGCUGUUCUUCGUCGAUUGGGGCCCACCCGGUGGCGACGACGGCGUUCACUCAUGGCAGUAUGUCUUAGAUAUCGAGACGAAUGAACUGCGCAAGGUCGAGACAACUCCCCCGACGUAUAAUGCGCACGGAUGUGUGUAUUAUAACCAGUCGCUGUACGUGGUUACAGAUGGAUACGCAGAUAAAGAGUCCGGGGCGCUGGUGAAGGUCAACCCGAGGAGUUGGGAGCGUGAGACGCUGGUGAAUAAUUAUCUGGUGCAGCCGUUCGCGGGGUUCAAUGAUUUGGAGAUGGAUCGGGAGGGGAACUUCUGGGUGACGGAUUCGAAAUCUGGUUGGGGCCGAGGCAUCACGACCUUCACACCCCCCACUCUCCCAAGCAUCUACUUCAUCGAGCACACCACCCUCCGCUCAAAGGUCGUCCAGACAACUACCGGCAACGCAAACGGCUACUUUCCGCGCCGGAAGGACCCGUACGGGGAGCGCGAGCUGUGGGCGUUCGAUGUGUCGGAGUCGCGAUCAGUGCUGUCGAAAAAACGGCUGUUAAAUAACCCGAUUUCGUACUUUUAUGACGGGGUGAGGGUGUCGAGGGGUGGGUGGAUUUUUGCAGGCGCGGGAGACGGCGUGGAUGUGAUUGAUCCCGAGAACGGGUUUACGGUGGGGAGUGUGAGGAUGGGAGGGGGGGAGAAUCUGGCGGUGAGUUUGGCGUUUGGGGAGAAUGAGAUUUGGAUUGUGGGGAGGGGAGGAGUUUGGAGGGUGAAAGGGGUGAGGGAGAGGUUGGCGAGGGAGUGGUAG
Aspergillus steynii IBT 23096 is the source of this 963-nucleotide messenger RNA. RefSeq lists its product as uncharacterized. The transcript has 4 exons. NCBI's taxonomy places the organism in Eukaryota, Fungi, Ascomycota, Eurotiomycetes, Eurotiales, Aspergillaceae. The coding region runs from base 1 to 963 and encodes 320 amino acids. The record is from RefSeq and is a predicted model, not a curated record.